Messenger RNA from Trichosurus vulpecula (common brushtail), 1402 nucleotides. RefSeq names its product peptidylprolyl isomerase A (gene PPIA). The transcript is spliced from 5 exons. NCBI's taxonomy places the organism in Eukaryota, Metazoa, Chordata, Mammalia, Diprotodontia, Phalangeridae. Gene Ontology annotation, molecular function: peptidyl-prolyl cis-trans isomerase activity. Gene Ontology annotation, biological process: protein peptidyl-prolyl isomerization; protein folding. The coding region runs from base 108 to 605 and encodes 165 amino acids. The record is from RefSeq and is a predicted model, not a curated record.
CUUUGCAGACGCCGCUACUGGGAGACCUCGUCUGGGUUCCCUCCGCCGGACGCCGAUCCCUGCCGCCUAUUCCUCUGCCGUCGCGCCCAGCCUAGGCAUCUGUGGCCAUGGCCAACCCCAGCGUGUACUUCGACAUCGCCGUCGAUAACGAGCCCCUGGGCCGGAUUACUUUCGAGCUCUUUGCAGACAAGGUUCCAAAGACAGCAGAAAACUUCCGUGCUCUGAGCACUGGAGAGAAGGGAUUUGGUUACAAGGGAUCCUGCUUCCACAGAAUCAUUCCUGGGUUCAUGUGCCAGGGUGGUGACUUCACACGCCAUAAUGGCACUGGUGGCAAGUCCAUCUAUGGGGAGAAAUUUGCUGAUGAGAACUUCAUCCUGAAGCAUACUGGUCCUGGCAUCUUGUCCAUGGCAAAUGCUGGACCCAACACAAAUGGCUCCCAGUUUUUCAUCUGUACUGCUAAGACUGAUUGGUUGGAUGGCAAGCAUGUGGUCUUUGGCCAAGUGAAAGAAGGCAUGAACAUUGUGGAAGCCAUGGAGCGUUUCGGUUCUCGGGAUGGCAAGACCAGCAAGAAGAUCACUAUCGCUGACUGUGGACAACUCUCAUAAGAUUUUUUGUUUUGUUUUUUGUCUUAACCAUCAAACCAUUCCUGUAGCUGGAGAGAGCACCUCCAAACCCCAUCUGCUCUUAUACCCUGUAAUCCUUGUGCUCUCACUUGCUGCAAUUCUCUUUGGAUUUCAUUUUCCUUUUUCCUUCCACAAGUCUGGCUAGACAACAGAGUUAAGUUUAUGAUUAUGAAAUAAAAACUAAACUUCACCUAGAGUCUCCUCUUUCUGAGUUGGGGGAACGGGCAGAUAAGUGUAGGUGAGCAACGGUAUUUUAAUAAGCUUUUAUUAAUAACAUUUCCCAAUUUUACUUAAGAUUUCUUAAUUGUGGGAAGAAGUGAGCUUAGAAUUCAACUUUUUAGUGCUUUUACAUAGAGUUGUUGCUCCUUGGUUUGGGGGCAGGGUGUAAGGGAAAGCAAAUGUGUUUCAUCUAGCCCCUUUGCUGCAUGUCAAUACCUACAUCUUUAGUGGCGUAUUUUUACUAAUAACCAAAACAAAUGUUGAAAAUGAUGGUUACAAUUUGAAUGUAGCGGCAGCUGCUUAGUAGCGUUUAGGGAGUUCUAGGGGAAUGUGACUGGAAACCACAGUCCCCUGUGAAGAUAGGUUUAAAAGAUGGACCUCUCUCCCAGGUUCCAGAAGUAACAUCCAAGGUGGCACUGGUACGUUCCUUGUACCAGAUGUUACUGGAUUUAUCUUUAAACACUAGUAACCUAUAUGUAUGUGUGUAUAUAUAUUCAGAACAGAUAAAAAAAGUUGUACCUGUUUGAUUCUUUAAUGACAUUAAAAUGAAAAGUACUGUA